Aureobasidium subglaciale EXF-2481 is the source of this 1389-nucleotide messenger RNA. RefSeq lists its product as uncharacterized. Gene Ontology annotation, molecular function: zinc ion binding; transcription cis-regulatory region binding; DNA-binding transcription factor activity, RNA polymerase II-specific. The record is from RefSeq and is a predicted model, not a curated record. The transcript has 3 exons. Lineage: Eukaryota; Fungi; Ascomycota; Dothideomycetes; Dothideales; Saccotheciaceae. Bases 1 to 1389 code for a protein of 462 amino acids. Gene Ontology annotation, biological process: positive regulation of transcription by RNA polymerase II. Gene Ontology annotation, cellular component: nucleus.
AUGCCGCGAGAUGGAUGCAAAGAGUGCUCGCGGCGUCGUAUAAAAUGCGACAAAGGCGCACCUGAAUGCGCUAAAUGCUUGAAGAAAGGCAUCACAUGCACUGGUGUAGGCCGCCAAAUCAGGUUUGUCGAUGGUGUGAUAUCAAAGGGCAAGCGAAAGGGCCAUACCUUCCCUAGUAAUGCCGAUUUUGCGCCCAAGCUGGGAGAGUACUUGGCCAGCGCACCUGUACUAUCGCCACAGCCAGAGUGCGAUGGGAGUCAAGCCACCCUGGUCCAAGGACCCGACCCCAGCGAACACGACACACUGGAUCUUGAUAUUGAGGAUGCAGUAGAGGAUAUCGCUACCUUGACACCCUAUCAGAGACAGAGCGACGUACGCAUUCUCAGCUCAGCCAACGGUCACCCUGGCUUAUUGCUAUAUCCCGACCCUACUGCUGACCUGACUCUGGAAUUGCUGAAACCAGGUAUACAGAUGCUCUUCAACCACUUCUCGCAAAGUAUUGCGUCAAUAAUGGUCGUUUUUGACGAUGAUUCGAACGGCUAUCGCAACUUUCUGCUUCCACUCGCAUAUGAAGACGACCUCGUACAACGAGCAGUCUCCGUUACAGCGGCAUUCCACUUAUCUACCACUCGACCUGAUCUACUCUCCAUCGCAGAAGAAGGCCGAUCAGCUAUCAUACAGAGGUUACGGGCAGACGCCUUUGCCGGAAAUAGCAACAAAGUGUUCAGCAUGUCUACCUGGGCUACGAUCAUCCUUCUCCUGGUAGGAGAGACUGUCACCGGCUCACAGGAUUUCGUACAUCUUUAUCCGAUGCUUACUAGUCUCCUGAGCAACGAAAGACUCCUCACCGUGGGCUCGACCUCCAAGCGAGAAUUUCUGCUCCAGCAAUCACGAAUGUUUCAGCUAUUUACACCGCCUCUGCUUGACCUUUCACAAGGCCGUGAAACGUUUGGCAAAGAUCUGAGCUUCUACUUUGAUUUCAUUUUCUCCCAACAAUACUCGGACACCCCCAGUAUCGCUGAGCACACAAUCGUCUUCCAGGAAGCCAUACAGCAAGCGCGAAACAUAUACAUGCGCCAAGCUUUUGGCAAUUACCACGCUGGGCAGCUUUUCAACGACAUCGAACAACUCAGGCUUCUGGUCACGCCUAUCAAAUCAGACAAUCCUUGUAUGCAUACACUACCCUGGGUCUACUUUAUUGCCGCAGCUUCCAGCAACGAUCAGGGUCACCGAGAGUUCUUUGCACGCAGGCUUGCGCAGGUACAUGAGAAAACACGGAUGAACAACAUUAUCGUCGCAUUGGAACGUCUGAAAAUGAUCUGGCUACUGCAACCAAACGGUGAAUGGGCACGGAACCCUAGUCUCGUCAAUCCCGUUCUUAUCAUAUGA